AUGGUAAAUCACAGUGAUAAUCAUCCAGAUAUGAGGGUUGAUGCUUUGCUCUGCUUGAUUUUCUGGAGGGGGUUGAGUAUGAGAUUUUUGGAACUUCAGCAGAUUCAAAUUGUUGGAAAAUUUUCGCCCUUCUUGACUAAUGUUUCUACAUUAACAAAGCUUGAUAUUUCAGGGGAUUUUUUUGGGUUUUUUGGCGAGUUAAAAAGUUUGAAGUUUCUAUCACUUGGUGGAAAUAACUUCUCAAGUUCUAUUCCUUUGAGUAUUGGUUAUUUGACAUUGCUUGAGAGUCUUAAUUUAGGAGGCAAUCACUUAAUUGGAGUGUUUCCUGAUAAACUGGUGCUUUUGAGGAACUUGAGUUCAUUGAAUCUUAGUGGAAACAAGUUUUCUGGACCAAUUCUAGUGAGCAUUGGGAAUUUAAAGCAACUUGCAGUUUUGAAUCUGAGUAAUAACGAUUUUUUGGGUACCAUUCCAGCAAGUUUUGGGGUGGAAUUCUCCUCAUGGACUCUCUGUCUCCCUCUCAAAGGUGAUGAGAAUAAGAGGGAUGGUCAAGUUAAACAUCCCCAAGGCCACAUGCAUUGGCCUCACGGGCUAGCUGAUCAAGUGCAUCGAAAUAGUUUAAGGGAAAUAGGUGGUGGAUUUCCUAGGCAUCAUCGUGCCCCUUCUACUCAUGCUGCAUGUUAUGCCAUUGCAAAACCAUCUACCAUGUAUGCCACGUGGCAGUCGAAGAUCCACCGCAAAAGGAUAAAAAACCAGAACAUUUCCACUGAGAAUCAAAAAAUCUUGAUACACACGAUUCCUAUGGCAUCCCUUGCAACAUUUGCAGCAGUACAGCCCACCACUGUAAAGGGCCUUGCCGGGAGCUCACUUGCUGGAACUAAGCUCCAUGUCAACCCAUCUCGCCUUAGCUUCAAGCCCACAAACUACAGGGCUGCAGCAGUGGUGGCGAAGUAUGGAGACAAGAGUGUGUACUUUGACUUGGAGGAUUUGGGCAACACCACUGGCCAAUGGGACUUGUACGGAUCGGAUGCACCUUCACCAUACAACCCCCUCCAGAGCAAGUUCUUUGAGACAUUUGCUGGUCCAUUCACAAAGAGAGGUCUAUUGCUCAAAUUCUUGAUAUUGGGAGGUGGCUCAGCCCUUGCUUACUUUAGCUCCACCGCAACAGGAGACAUUUUACCAAUUGUGAAGGGCCCACGACUUCCACCCAAGCCUGGGCCACGUGGCAAAAUAUAA
Molecule: messenger RNA, 1233 nt
Organism: Fraxinus pennsylvanica
Lineage: Eukaryota; Viridiplantae; Streptophyta; Magnoliopsida; Lamiales; Oleaceae
Source: the annotation of a GenBank genome assembly